UGCGAUGAUUGCGAUAUGUGGAGCCACUUUGCUUGUGUGGGCGUCACUCAGGAAGUCGAAAAUCAAAGCUGGGUUUGUCACAAAUGCCAAACUGCCAAGGACACCCAGCAACACUCGACAACGAGUCAUCGAAGAGGAUUGGUCAGCCUCGAGGUUAGUGCAAUUGAAGAAAGACUGCUUAACCCCAAACCAUCAUCGGUAGAUCGCAACCCCCAAAAACAACAGCGCAGCAACAUACCGAAGGUGGUGGUUGUCUCUGCUAGCGAGGAAGGUCACUCCGCGAAGGCGCAGCAAUCCAACCAAAAACCUGCAUCUUCCAACGCAUCGUUACAUGCACUAUUGAAGUUGCAGUUGAUGAAGUUAGAGGAGGAACGUGCUUUUGAGGAAGAGCAAGCCAGAAAACAUCGUGACUACCUGAAAGAGAAGUACGCAUUAUUGGAACAAAUGUCAAACCACACCUGCUCGAACCGCAGUGAAUCCAGCGGACGAGUGCAAAACUGGGUGGAAGAGGUCAACGGUUUUGUGAUUGCCGGGAAUCUAGCUGACGGUGCAACAGAACCAUUCAUUCCUAAAGGACAUUCUACUAUCAACGGUGGAAAAUCCGCAGCUGAACAUCACAAUGGCGGUGGCAGAAGUGAUAUGAAUAGUGCACACAGAAAUAAAAUCACCCACAACCCCCCCACAACGGAGUAUCACAAUUUACGCUCGCGUGGACCGCAGUUAGUGAAUCCGAACAGUACUCCACUAUAUGGUGAGAGAAGCUCGGAUCGCAUACCAGCCAAAGACUACCAGACUAGAGCCGGAACAUCCAUGCAUGCACUCCAAGGAGUUUGGAACAAUCAACCGAACCAGUCUGUGGCUCAUCAAAGCAACGCUUCGCAGUUUAAUAGCGUCGGCAAUCAUCCAUCACAGCUCCAACAACCUACAUGGCACAACACUUCUCCCCCCUCACACAUUCAACUGGCCUCUCGGCAAGCCGUAUCAAAAGAUCUUCCUCUCUUCUCCGGAAAUCCUGAGGACUGGCCGAUCUUCGUUUCAACUUUUGAAAGUACGACCGCAAUGUGCGGUUAUUCAAAUGAAGAAAAUAUGAUCCGACUACAAAGGUGCCUUAAAGGAAAGGCGUACGAGGCUGUUAAGAGUUGCUUAAUGCACCCGACAAACGUGACCAAUGUUAUGAACACACUAAGAGUGCUCUACGGUCAGCCUGAAGCAAUUAUUCACUCCCUGAUCGUGAAAAUAAACACAAUUCCAACGAUCAAAGAAGAUAAGCCAGAGCUGUUGGUUGACCUUGCUGUUAAAGUACAGAACUUCUGCGCAACUGUCGAUGCAUGUGGCCUAGAGGAUUAUAUGUAUAACGUCUCUCUUCUCCACCAACUGGUGAACAAACUGCCUGCGACAUUGAAACUGGAGUGGGCUCGACAUCGCUUAACUCUUCCAAGGGUCAACCUGGCGACAUUCGGAGAAUGGAUAUUUUCACUUGCGGAGGCUGCUAGUAUUUUAACAAUACCAACUGAACUGCAGCAACAUAGCCCAACAAAAACUUUUAUAAAUUCGUCAAAAAAGACCAGCACCUACUUACACACGCACUCCGAACUCCCUAUUGGAAAUGAAGAUGCUUCGAAAUCCAGCAAAGAAAGCUCUUGGAAGAAACCAACUAAUAACGACAACUGCCCAGUUUGCAAUGGGAAAUGUAAGUCAGUAUCGAACUGCAAGCGCUUCCUUCAGUUUUCUCGAGACGAUAGGUGGGCCGCCGUGAGGGAAUUCACACUAUGUCGUCGAUGUCUCUCUCGUCACGAAGGAAAAUGCGAUACGAAACCGUGUGGAAAAGCUGGUUGCACCUUUUACCAUCACGAGUUGCUCCAUAACGACAAGAAAUCCCAAAACUAUACAUCGAAUAACUCUACACCUACAGUGCACCCUGGCACUUCACCGGCCGGACCCAGCAAUGUACAUGGGUGCAACACACAUCAGUCGGCUCCAAACGCUGUACUGUUCCGCUAUCUUCCGGUUACUCUGUACGGAAAUGGGAAAUCUACCCGAACGUACGCCUUUCUGGACGAAGGUUCAGCCAUUACUCUGAUAGAUCAAGAGCUAGCUGAUCAACUGGAGCUGGAGGGUCCGAUCAAUCCACUCUGCUUGCGGUGGACAGGAGGUACCGAACGAAACGAGACGAGCUCGCGCACAGUAAACGUGAAAAUUGCUGGAAUUCAGGCACCUGCUAAACAAUUUCAACUCAAUGGAGUUCGCACAGUAAAAGAGCUGAUGCUGCCGUUCCAGUCUCUUAAUAUGGAGGAGAUAGCCCUACAAUAUCCGCACUGCCUGAAUCUGCCUAUCGAGUCUUAUUCAAAUGUGCGCCCUCGGAUUCUUAUCGGUCUAAAGCACGCUCGAGUGAGCCUAGUGCUGAAAAGCAAGGAAGGAAGCCUGGACCAACCUAUCGCCGUCAAAACUAGACUGGGAUGGACAAUCUGUGGAGGAUGCGGCACUAAUGAUACAUCAAACUUCGUUCACUACGCCUUCCACGUCUGUGAAUGCAGGCAUCAAACUGACGAAGAUGUACACCAAAUGGUCAAGGAAUAUUUUGCCAUAGACAGUCUUGGCAUCAUGAAAUUAAAUAAAGAUCCGCUAUCAACAGAAGACCAAAGAGCCAUCUCACUCCUUCAAACACUGACUAAGUACAACGGAGAACGAUAUGAGACCGGCCUACUUUGGCGUUACGAUGGCGUCCGCUUACCAGAUAGCAAGGAAAUGGCUCUGCGCAGAUACCUGAGCCUCGAGAAGCGAAUGCAGAAAAGUCCAGAGCUGGGCAAUGCUCUGCAGAAGCUAAUGUCUGAGUACUUGGCUAAAGGGUAUGUGCGCAAACUGUCGGAGAAGGAACUUAACAGGCCUUACCCAAGGGUGUGGUAUUUGCCAAUAUUCCCCGUUUUUAACCCCAAUAAACCGGGUAAAAUUAGAAUUGUAUGGGACGGAGCCGCAAAGUCUUUUGGAGUGUCUCUAAAUUCAGCGCUGCUUACAGGUCCCGAUCAGCUAUGCUCUCUAUUCGCAAUACUGCUGCAAUUCCGCGAAUUUCGUGUAGGUCUCACGGGCGACAUCAAGGAAAUGUUCCACCAGAUUCGCAUGCGUGAGGAAGACCAACAAUGUCUACGAUUCUUCUGGAAAGACGAGGCUGGUGACACUCAGAUCUACGUAAUGAAUGUGAUGUCGUUUGGCGCUAGCUGCUCCCCGGCCAGUGCUCAGUACGUGAAGAACAUCAACGCAGAUAGAUUCAUAGAAGAGUUUCCAGAGGCCGUUGAAGUUAUUAAGAAGCGACACUACGUGGAUGAUGCGAUGUUCAGUGUCGAAACACCUGAGCAUGCAAUUCGCCUGGCGCAAGAAGUCAGACAGCUACACUCUGCCGGUGGAUUUGAGGUAAGAAACUGGGUGAGCAACUCUCAACAAGUGCUAGCCGUGUUAAACGAAAGCAAUACGUCGGAGAAAAAUAUGGACCUGUCGGCUGGGCCAAUGGCUACAGAAAAGGUGCUAGGAAUGUGGUGGUGCACAUCAUCGGACGAAUUUGUGUACAAAAUUGGAUGGAAUCGUUAUAACCCUGAUCUGCUCACUGGCCGUCGUCGACCCACAAAGCGCCAAAUGCUCCAGGUCCUAAUGACGAUUUUUGAUCCUCUUGGGUUAAUCGCACACUUUCUCAUGUAUUUGAAAGUCCUUUUACAAGAAGUCUGGCGUGCAAACGUACAAUGGGAUGAAGAAAUUCCCAAUCCCUUGUUCGAGAAAUGGAGAACAUGGCUACUAGUCUUGCCUAAGGUAGAAAGCGUUAGAAUCCCACGGUGUCUUCGUACUUCGACGAUUCCCAGCGACUGCGAAGUACAACUGCAUCUUUUCGUAGAUGCAAGCGAAAAUGGAAUAGCCGCCGCUUCGUUUCUACGAUUUGAACGCGAAGGCCGUGUCUGCUGCUCUUUAGUUGCCGCAAAAACCAGGGUAGCUCCUUUGAGGUAUCACUCCAUCCCGCGACUAGAAUUGCAGGCCGCCCUUAUAGGAGCUAGACUAGCACGAACAGUAACACAAUCCCUUUCAACUCAGGAUCAUUGCAAAUCCUACUGGACUGACUCUCGCGAUGUCCUCAGCUGGAUUAACUCAGACCACCGUCGUUAUAGCACGUUUGUGGCGUGUCGAGUUAGCGAAAUUCUCGACCUCACAGAAGCACCUGAUUGGCGUUGGGUGCCGUCCAAACUGAAUGUAGCAGAUGACGGCACCAAGUGGGAGACGGAGCCAAAUAUGACCCAAGAAUCCAGAUGGUUUAGAGGCCCAGAAUUUCUCUACCUCAGUGAAAAGGAAUGGCCCAAGGAUUCCUCGAAGUCAACGCAUACAGACAAUGAACUGCGACCUUCUUUCAUGGCACAUCAUUACUCCCCUAAAACCACCCUCGUUAUCUCAGCCUUUCUGGGCUGGAGUGGGCUACGCAAUGCGGUAGCUUACGCCCAGCGCUUUAUCGCAAACUGCAAACGCAAGCAAAAUAAAAAGCCCAAAUUAAAAGGGCCACUGUCCAGAGAUGAACUCUACGCAGCUGAAGGUUUUCUGUUCCGUUUAGCUCAGCAAGAAGGUUACACCGAUGAGAUGAUCAUACUAACCAAUAAUCGCAGUGACCAAACAAAGACACUCCCGAGAAGCAGCCCACUUUAUAAAUUGUCACCAUGGAUUGACGAUCGCGGAGUGAUGCGGAUGCGCAGUCGAAUAUCCGCCUGUCACUAUGCCACCGAAGAAACUAAGAGCCCAGUAAUUCUCCCGAAACACCCUGUGACCACCCUGAUAAUUACCCACUAUCAUGAAAAAUUUCACCAUCAGAACCACGCAGCCAUAGUGAACGAACUGCGUCAACGAUUCGUGAUUCCUCGCAUUCGCGUUCAGUAUACGGCUGCAAGAAAGAGCUGCCAGCGAUGUAAAAAUGAAUCCGCGAUCCCCCAACCUCCAAUCAUGGCAGACCUUCCAGAGGAACGACUUGCUGCCUACACACUGCCCUUCACCCACGUUGGGGUGGACUACUUUGGUCCCAUGGAAGUUGUAAUCGGAAGAAGAGCGGAGAAGAGGUGGGGAAUGAUCGUUGUGUGUCAAACAACACGAGCAAUCCACAUUGAGUUAGUGAACUCGCUGAGCACCGAUUCGUGCAUAAUCGCGCUGCGAAACUUUAUGAGCCGACGCGGAACUCCCAGGACCAUUCGGAGCGACCGGGGAACCAACUUUAUUGGUGCAAGUCGAGAACUCAAAAAGCUGUAUGAGACAGUUGAUUACGACAAGGUCAUUAAAAAAUUCGUAACCGCCGAGACUAGUUGGCAUUUCAAUCCGCCUCUGGCUGCUCAUAUGGGUGGUAGUUGGGAGCGCCUAAUUCGAAGUGUGAAGAAAAACCUGACUGCCAUUUCCCCUUCACGGAAACUGUCCGAAGAAGUACUGAGAAGCCUGCUCAUGGAAGUCGAAAUGACGCUUAACUCUCGACCGCUUACGUAUGUGCCAAUCGACAAUGAAUCGUCACCCGCACUUACGCCCAACCAUUUUCUGUUGGGUUCCUCCGACGGCACGAAGCCAUUCACCUUAUUGGAUGACAGCGGAGUUUUCCUCAAGCAAAACUGGCGUACAUCUCAAGCAUUGGCCAACCAGUUCUGGAAGCGCUGGUUAUCCGACUACCUACCUGAAAUUACCAAACGGACAAAAUGGUACGUCGAUUCGAAGCCGAUUGCUCUAGACGACGUGGUGGUUAUCGUAGAUCCCAACCUGCCUAGAAACUGUUGGCCGAAAGGUAGGGUCAUUGCUACACACCCUAGCAAAGACGGUCGUAUCCGAUCAGCUACAGUAAAAACAAGAAGUGGCAUCUAUAAUCGACCCGUGACUAAACUGGCGGUUCUGGACGUUCGAUGCGGAGAGGAGCAAACCUACCAGAGGAAUGGUUUACCCGGGGGGAGUGUUGGCCAUCCCUAGCUGGCCGCGCACUCACGAUCCAGUGUGCCCCUCGAUUGAUCGAGCGAGAUCGAUUUAACACGAUCGCUUGUGACGGAUGACUGACAAGACGGUAGGUCUGUCAUCGGCUGGGUAAGUGACAAUAGAGAGUAACAAUCUAAAAGCCGAUAUAACGUGUGCUUGCAGCUCUACCACGAAAUAUAUUGUUCUUACUAUUACUAUUACUAAUACUAUUACCUAAAUACUUGCGUGAAAUUAAACAUCUAAAUACUUAAAACUAAUUAGAUUAAACUUACCUAAGUGCUUAUAGAGAUAGCCAACCUUAAACAUAACCUAGAAGAAUCUCUGUUAUCUGAUUCUAAAAAUACGGUUAAAAUUAUAAGAGGGACUAAACGUGAGUACAACUAAACUUAAUAGCCUAAUGAUCACCUUAUUAAAAAUUAAAAUCUUCACCAAUAAACAUCAGAUAGAAAUAAAAUGAAAACUUAUGUAGAUUUAGGUUAUACACGAUACACAGUUAAACAGAUUUAAAUAGGCAACAAUGUACUACAAUAUGCUAUUUAUUUCAGGAAAAUUAUAAUAUCCCCGAGACAUCGUAAGACUACGUGUUUUUGAUAUUA
Molecule: messenger RNA, 6557 nt
Organism: Wyeomyia smithii (pitcher-plant mosquito)
Lineage: Eukaryota; Metazoa; Arthropoda; Insecta; Diptera; Culicidae
Exons: 2
Coding region: 16-5958 (1980 amino acids)
Biological process (GO): DNA integration
Molecular function (GO): nucleic acid binding
Source: RefSeq, a predicted model, not a curated record